AUGACGAAGAAGCUUGGUCUUCAAGCUUUUCUCCGCAGGGAGGUCAUCAAAACCAAGCUCCAGGUGCCCACAGAGAAUAAUACUGCAGGCCACACAAAGAAGGGUUGUAUGCCAGGAACUCAGCCCGAUAUCUAUGAAGAGCCGGAAAGAAACACAUUUCGUGACAUAUUCGGAGACAGCGAAGAAGAUUAUGAAGCCCCAUUGGAAAGGUUCAGAAGCUCAAAGACGCCAUUUGCAGUUCAGUGCGAGACGAAACAAAAGACCGAAAUAAGGAUCCGUAUUGAAGAAAUUAGAAAGCAACUCCUCGCGGUUAUUGAUACUUCCUUCAAAACUCCCCGUGAAAGAGCUAUCGUUGCUAGGGAACGCGAUCGUCUAUUACGGUCUAUCGAGCGUUUGGAGGCUCAAGAGCACAGGGAGAAAGAUAAUGCGCUUCGAGCAACUGGAAACCUUCCCGAGCCAAUCUCUGAAUCUGAGAGAAAGCAACAACGAAAGGAAAUCGAACUGGUAAAAAAAGCUCUUGCGGGAAAAGAAAAAACAAAAUCCCCCACCAAACGUCCCAUUCGUCCUAUGGACGAUGACCCGGAUGGCGAGACGCGGAAAAUGCUAGGAAUGCCAUUGAAAAGACGCAAGCUCGAGAAGACGGGUAAGUGGGCAGGUGAACUUCGUUAUGCGGUGCCGGAGUUGAGGUGUAAGGAUUAUGGGGUUGAGAAGUUGAAGGGGAUUUUAUUGUGUGGAGCGAGUGAGGAGCAAAAGAAGUGGUUGGGAAAGUGGUUUGGUGGGUUGGAUGUGAGGGAUGCUACUAGUGGUGGUGGAAUGAGGGGUUCUGGGAAGGAGAGAAGUGGGUGA
Sclerotinia borealis F-4128 is the source of this 846-nucleotide messenger RNA. The record is from the annotation of a GenBank genome assembly. Lineage: Eukaryota; Fungi; Ascomycota; Leotiomycetes; Helotiales; Sclerotiniaceae.